Trichosurus vulpecula (common brushtail) is the source of this 2309-nucleotide messenger RNA. It is a transcript of the gene CCM2L, whose product is annotated as CCM2 like scaffold protein. The transcript has 10 exons. Gene Ontology annotation, biological process: heart morphogenesis. The record is from RefSeq and is a predicted model, not a curated record. Bases 9 to 1883 code for a protein of 624 amino acids. NCBI's taxonomy places the organism in Eukaryota, Metazoa, Chordata, Mammalia, Diprotodontia, Phalangeridae.
GACACACCAUGGAGUUCGAAGGGAAGAAAGGGAGAAAGGGCUUUGUGUCCCCUAUUCGCCGGCUGGUAUUCCCUAAGACAGGGCGUCGGUCGGCUGGGAGAAGUACUGUGAGCCGACGGCCCCUCCACUCUGUGCCCCUGUACCCCCCGGACUACCUCAUUGAUCCCCAGAUUCUGCUGUGUGACUACCUGGAAAAGGAAGUAAAGGGGAGGGAGCGUCUCAACCCAGUGGGAGAGAGCAAAAGCUCUCAGUGCUCUAGUGACGGCUCUGGGCUUCCCCUUAAGUUUCUAGGCCACUUAACCUGGGUCACCUCCUCCCUGAACCCCUCUAGCCGGGAUGAGCUCCUGCAGCUGUUGGACACCGCACGGCAGCUGAAAGAGCUGCCCCUGAAGAGCACCCCCGAGCAGGACAGCAUCCUCAGCCUGUCCGCGAGAUGCCUGCUCCUCACAUGGCGGGACAACGAGGAGCUGAUCCUGCGCAUACCCACGCACGAGAUCGCGGCUGCUUCGUACCUGCAGGACGAUGCGCUCCACCUCCUGGUGCUCAAGACUGGCCUGGGUGUAGAUCCCGUCCCUGCUGGCAUGGAUGUGUGCCCUGGUGGCAGGCGAGAACCUGGGGUGGCUGGCAUGACCCCUGAGAAGAGAUCUACAGGCAGCGGUCCUGAACCCAGACCACCUUCAAGUGGUGUAGAGCGACGCCACACCAUCUGUAGCCUGGACUGGAGGAUGGCAUGGGGGGGCACCGAGGGCCGGAACGCUGGUAGUGGUGGUGGCGGCAGCUUGGAACGAAAGCAAGGUGCUGGUGAGAAGAAAGCCGUAGGCCGGGCUUUUGGGAGCUGGGAGCGGCGCCAGACGUUCAGUGGCAGCUGGGAGCGACGACAAGGGGGCAAACCUGGGGGCAGCUGGGAGCGGAGACAGGGGAACAAACCUGGAGGAAGCUGGGAACUACGGCAAGGGGGCAAGCCUGGGGGCAGCUGGGAGCGUCGCCAGACCUUCAGUGGUGGCAGUUGGGAGCGGCGACAACCUGGUCUCAACCCCCUGGAUCCUCAGGAUCCCAGCCCUGAUGCCUACUGCAACCUCAUCAUCCUGGCAGUUGCCAAUAGGGAUGCAGCAGAAGAAUCCUGUGCUCUCAUCUGCCAGGUCUUCCAGAUCAUCUACGGAGAUCAGACCAUCGAGUGUGUGGAUCGGGCUGGCUAUCACUACACCUCCACCCCUGAACGGCCCUGGCUUAUCAGCCGCAGUGAGAGCUGCCGCACAGAUGGGACCUAUGGCUACGAUGCUGACUUCAGUUGCUGCAGUUCUUUUAAUGGCUCCCAUGACACCUUCGAAGCCUAUUAUAGUGGGACAUCCACACCCUCCUUCCAGGGAUCUCACUGCAGUGAGAGUGAUGGCAGCAGCCUGGGUUUGGAACAGCUACAGGACUAUAUGGUGACGUUGCGAAACAAGCUGUCACCACCUGAGAUCCAGCAAUUUGCUCUGCUGCUUCGAGAAUACAGGCUGGGGCUGUCUGUGCAGGAGUACUGUGGGCAUCUUCUUCGGCUCUAUGGGGACAAGAGGAAGUUCCUUCUCCUGGGGAUGCGGCCCUUUAUCCCGGACCAGGACAUUGGCUACUUUGAAGGCUUCCUGGAGGGCGUGGGCAUACGAGAGGGCGGCAUCCUCACUGACAGCUUUGGCCGGAUAAAGCGAAGUAUGAGCUCCACUUCAGCCUCUGCUGUGCGCAGCUAUGACAGUCGAGCUCCCCGCCCAGAGGCCGAGGCCUUCAAUCGCAUUCUCACUGGCAUCACCCACGACAUCGAGGCCCUGGCACAGGAGGGAGAGGAAGGCGACGGGGAUGAGAAGGAGGGCCCAGGGAGAGGUGAAGAAGGAGAGGACAACUACCUGUGAGAACCCCGCCCCCAACCACACACACUGGGGGCCCUAUAGAGGGCAGAGAUGGUGUAGCUAUGACAAAAGUGUUUGUGUCUGGGAUGUGAGAUAAAAAGGCCUGGGAGAUCUUCACUGGAUCAGGUUUGAUGUGGUAUAAUGAAAAGAUCAUUAGAUUUGGAGUCAGAGGACCUUGAAUUGGAUUUACUACAUAGUAAUCUUGGGCAAGUAGCCUCUGGGCUACUUUGGGAGUCAUUUUCCUCAUCUAAGAACCCCUGACUAGAUCAGGGGUUCUUAACCAAGGGUCCGUGGACAGGGUCCAUGAAUAAAUUUCAGAGGGAUCCAUGAAUUUGUAUGGGAAAAGAAAUUAUAUCUUAAUUUUUAUUAACCUUUAGUUUCCUUUGUAACCUUAUGGAUUUUGUUUUAUGAGUUUAAAAACACUCAUCA